Messenger RNA from Volvox carteri f. nagariensis, 3110 nucleotides. RefSeq lists its product as uncharacterized. Bases 1 to 2505 code for a protein of 834 amino acids. Gene Ontology annotation, cellular component: cytosol; cytoplasm. The transcript is spliced from 21 exons. The record is from RefSeq and is a predicted model, not a curated record. Gene Ontology annotation, biological process: valyl-tRNA aminoacylation. Gene Ontology annotation, molecular function: ATP binding; valine-tRNA ligase activity; aminoacyl-tRNA deacylase activity. NCBI's taxonomy places the organism in Eukaryota, Viridiplantae, Chlorophyta, Chlorophyceae, Chlamydomonadales, Volvocaceae.
AUGGCGCGAGUACCCGCUAAGGAGGUUGGCACGGUGGCCACGGGCGGGUCGCGGCCUGAGCUGCCCAAGAACUUUGAAGCCAGUACGGCAGAGGAGCGCAUUUACCACUGGUGGGAGUCAAGAGGCUACUUCAAGCCCGACAUGUCGGCACCGGGGGAGCCCUUCACCAUCUCCAUGCCACCGCCCAACGUAACCGGCAAGCUGCACAUGGGGCACGCGAUGUUUGCAACCCUGCAGAGUGUUGUUGAGAAGAUGUUGUCCAGGGAGGGUACCACCCGGCUGCAGCUUGGGCGGGAGGAGUUCACGCGGCGGGUGUGGCAAUGGAAGGAGGAGUACGGCGGUUUCAUCACCAACCAGCUUCGUCGUCUGGGGGCCAGCUGUGACUGGAGCCGGGAGAGGUUCACGCUGGACGAAGGGCUGUCAGCCCCACCCCGCCCUGAUACCAAACACCUGACGAUCAUAUGUCCUCCUGUCUGUUUGUCCGUCCGUGCCGUGCCGUACGGUCCCCAGGUACCCGGUCGCCGACAGCCCCAGCGGCGAGUACCUGCCGGUCACGACGUUAACGACUACGAGAUCGGCAAGCGGCGCGGUCUGCCCCUCAUCAACAUCAUGAACAAGGACGCCACACUCAACGCCGCCGCGGGCAAGUACGCGGGGCUGGAGCGGUUCGCGGCUCGUAAGGCGCUGUGGGGGGACAUGGAGGCGGCGGGGCUGGCCAUUCGCAAGGAGCCACACACGUCGCGUGUGCCCCGCAGUCAGCGGAGCGGUGAGGUGAUUGAGCCGCUGCUGAGCGAGCAGUGGUUCGUGCGCAUGGGCCCCCUGGCCGCACCCGCGCUGGAGGCGGUGGCGGACGGGCGGAUCACCGUCAUGCCGGAGAGGUUCGCGCGCACGUACAACAACUGGCUGGAGAACAUAAAGGCAAGCAAGGCUCCCUUUCUCGCUCACCCCGCCCUCUUUGCUCGUCGGUAUAACGUAGUUACCCCCCUUAGGGACUGGUGUAUCAGUCGGCAGCUUUGGUGGGGUCACCGCAUCCCCGUGUGGUACGUGUUUUCCUCGGAGGAUGAGGCGGCGGCGGCACCGGAGGGGCGGGGGGAGGUGUAUGUGGUGGCGAGGAGCGAGGCGGAGGCCAGGAGGCUGGCGGAGGCGCAACACGGACCAGGGGUGGUGCUGAAACAGGAGGAGGACGUGUUGGACACGUGGUUCAGCAGCGGUCUGUGGCCCUUCAGCACCCUGGGCUGGCCCAACACCAACUCCCAGGAGUUCAAGACGUUUUACCCCACGCAGGCGAGACGGGGGGGAGAUGAGGGGGGGGGGAAAUGGGGGGGCAUGGGGGGGGAGCGAUGUCAAGGUGGGAUGAUGGAGACGGGUCACGACAUUUUGUUCUUCUGGGUGGCGCGUAUGAUAAUGCUGGGGCUGGAGUUCACGGGGCAACCUCCCUUCUCCACCAUAUACCUUCAUGGGCUGGUCCGCGACGAGAAGGGUCGCAAGAUGUCUAAGUCACUUGGGAACGUGGUGGAUCCGCUGGAUACGAUUGCGCAGUACGGCACUGAUGCAUUGAGGUUCACCCUGGCGACCGGUACGACUGUGGGUCAGGACCUGAACCUUUCCCUGGAGCGUGUGACCGCCUCCCGUAACUUCACCAACAAGCUCUGGAAUGCGGGCAAGUUUGUGUUGUUUAACCUGGACAAGGUGGGUGCGUCCGAGUGGGAGUCCCUGCGGGGGGUGUCCCUGUCGCGGGCCGAGGACCUGCAGCGGCUGCCCCUGGUAGAGAGGUGGAUUGUUAGCCUACUGCACCAGACGGUGAACGAGGUCAGCGAUCGGUACGACAAGUACGACUACAACGCGGCGGGAAUUACGGCUUACAACUUUCUAUGGGACGAGUUUGCUGACUGGUUCAUUGAAGCUUCCAAAACCCGCACGUACGGUGGCGAUGCGGCCGCUCAGUCCGCCAGCCGUGCCGCCCUGGUGUACGUGUUUGAGAGCGUCCUGCGGCUGCUGCACCCCUUCAUGCCCUUCGUGACGGAGGAGCUCUGGCAGGCCCUGCCGCACCAGGGUGAGGCCCUCAUCAUGGCUCCCUGGCCCUCCAGAGGCUGCCCGGUGGACCGGUCCGCGCUCACCCACUUCGAGGCGCUCAAGGGCUGUGUUCGUGCGCUCAGGAACGCCCGGGCCGAGUACAACGUUGAGCCGGGUCGUAAGAUCGGGGCCACUCUGCUGGUGGAGGAGCCGGAGACACGGAGGGUUCUUCUCCCCCUCGUGGGUUUGUUCGACGUGGCCAAGGAGCUGACUCGGCUGGGCAAGCAGAAGGCCAAGUUGGACAAGGAGCUGGGGGGCGUCCUGAGCCGCCUGAACAACCCGGCGUUCAUGGCCAGGGCGUCACCGGAGUACGUGGAGGAGGCUCGUGCUCAGGAGCGGGAGGCCCGGGAGAAGUUGGCGCUGGUUGAGCUCAAGAUCGCCCAAGUGGCGGCUCUGCAGGCGGCAUCGGCGGCGGGGGGAGCAGCCAAGUGACGUGAUCUGUACAUACAUACAUACAUUUUCACACACAUACAUACAUAUUCCCCCAGCAUGUCUGCCUACAUCUCCGAACCAAAGGGGGACACCACCCCCACCCACCCAACCUCCCCCUACCCACCUCACUCACAUGUGGUGGUGUUGGUGCUGGUGCUGACGGUGUGUGGUUGCAACUCAAUCCGUUGUGACCCUCUCGCCCCCAAACCUUCAACCCCCCACGCCCGUCCGGGAGACUGGCGGGGUGUAACGAAGGACGUAACGGGGUGUAACGAAGGACGACAGGUAGAUGGAGGGGGGAUGGUCGGGGUGUAGGCAGGUGGGCAGCAGCGGGACCUCGAGCGAGAUAAAGGAGUGGCAGUUGUUGUUAAAAAGGGUGGUGCCUGGCGGUGGUGCUUCUUUGCGAACUCCGUGAAUCAAGUGACGAGGGAGGGAAUAUAAUAUAUUCAUUACGCGGUCAGUGGUGCGGUGUGGAGAGUUUGUAGGGUUUUCACCACCACCAUCACCAGCUGGUGGCAGUGGUGGGGGGAAAUCUUGCACCAGGGCAUUAUUGUACGGCAGCAGGAUAGCGUAUAAUGGUAUGUAGUGAAAAGAGCGGAAGGGUG